AUGGCGGCCGGUAAACCAAAGGUGGUGGCCAUCUCAUCGCCCAAAUGGGCCGGCGAGGACUACCUGAAGGAGUUUGAGAAAAAGUUCGAAGUCCAUGUGGUCACACCGGGCGACAGGAAAACGACGAUCAAAAACCUGGCCGACAAGGUCAAGUCGGAUGGCCCCUUUGAUGCCAUCCUGAUCCUUAUGGGGAUAGGGGCAUAUGAGCCAUUCGACGAGGAAAUCCUCAAGCCGCUGACGCCUCAUCUCAAGAUCAUGGGCUCCGCCAGCGCCGGCUACAACGAGUUCGACGUGGACUGGAUGACUCGCAACGGCAUCUUAUUCUGCAAUAGCCGCAAUGCAGUCAACGACGCGACGGCCGAUAUGGCCAUCUUGAUGAUCCUGUCGAUCUUGCGAGACGUGCAAGGCCGAGCAAGCAGCAUCGCCAAGGGCACCUGGAGAGGCAUGACGAAUGGAGUUCUGGUGCCCACCAAAGAUCCCAGUGGAAUGAAGCUGGGGAUCAUCGGUAUGGGAGCCGUUGGCAAGCACGUGGCGCGCAAGGCGAAAUGCUUCGGCAUGAAGGUCAUCUAUUACCAAAGGACACGGUUAGAGCCUGAGGACGAGGCUGCUUACGACGCAACCUACUGCUCCUCGCUGGACGAGCUGCUGUCCGAAGCCGACAUAAUCUCGCCUCAUUUCCCCCUCAACGAAAAGACCAAAGGCAUGCUCUCGCACGAGCAGUUCGCCAAAAUGAAGGACGGAGUCUUCUUGAUCAACACUUGCCGCGGGCCAGUGAUUGACGAGGACGCUCUGAUCAAGGCGUUGGAGAGUGGAAAGGUCACCAGGGCUGGCCUCGACGUGUUCCACAACGAGCCCAACAUCAACCCUUACUUCAUCAGAAACGAUCGAGUCAUGAUCCAACCUCACAUGGGCGGUCUCACAGACGUCUCGUGGCAGCGAAGUUACAGAGAAGCCAUGGAGAACGUGAGGUCGUUUUUCGAAACGGGUAAAGCCAUCUCUCCGGUGAAUGCAGACAAGAUCCAGCGUCUGGCUCAAGGAGCUGCACUGUAG
This is a messenger RNA of Capronia coronata CBS 617.96, 1050 nucleotides long. RefSeq lists its product as uncharacterized. The transcript is spliced from 4 exons. Gene Ontology annotation, cellular component: cytosol. The coding region runs from base 1 to 1050 and encodes 349 amino acids. Gene Ontology annotation, molecular function: NAD binding; hydroxypyruvate reductase [NAD(P)H] activity; glyoxylate reductase (NADPH) activity. NCBI's taxonomy places the organism in Eukaryota, Fungi, Ascomycota, Eurotiomycetes, Chaetothyriales, Herpotrichiellaceae. The record is from RefSeq and is a predicted model, not a curated record.